AUGUCUCUAUACAAGAAGCUCAUAUUUUUGACCUUCCUGAUUACGACAAUAAUUGCAAAUGCAUCAGCUGCAAUAGCACCUCCUGAUGCUUCUUCCAAUAGCACCUCGAGCCUUGAUCUCAAAACCUCUACACCUCGAGCUCUCAAUCCAACUUCGCUCCCGAUAGCGCCCGAAAAGAAUACGCCGCUUGCAGUUACACCAACUAGUAAGAUUCUACAAGCAGAAACAGCAACCCUCAGCGAUACUAUCAGCCCCGCAAAGCGAACUGAUGGUCCUAUAAACCCAAAUAUAUUUUACUCUAACUACCUUACCGCCCGCUGUCCAACACUCUCAGAACUACGUUACAUGGACGAUGACCCUCUCAACUACCAGCAGUUCAACCUUGUGCCCUACAGUCGGCCAAGACUAUUCACGGAGGCAAAUGGAGCCCCUUCAUUACAAGAACAUACGGGAAGACGUCGAACAUUGCGCAAUUACUGGCUUAGAAAAUGCCGAGACUGCCAUUGCGACCCAGUAUCACGUCGAUUGACCCGCGGACCUGGGCCUGAUGCUCCCGACGACCAGCGGAAUCAUGGUUCGAAUAGAGGUGGAUGCUACAUCCGAGAAACACCCGAAAAAUGUGAAAACUGGUUUAAUUGUCGGUGUGUCAUGGAACUUCGCUUAGAUCAACCCCCAAGGUUUCGAGAAGUCACGGCGGAAGAUUAUCAAGAUGCAUUGGAUAAUAUCCCCGAUGACGUUAAAAAGCUGGACCCCGAAUACGUCUGGAGGCCAUCUCCGGGCUGGGAAAUGACGUGGAAUAAAAAUAGCGGUGGUGGCCGUUCGAGGGGUGGGCAGGCAUCCCACAGGGAACUCGCUCCAGAUACAAAAGAACCGUACUACCUCGAAGGACCGAAUGAUGACGACACGGGGAUGUACGGUUUUCCAGGGAGGUAUUACCCGGGCGGUGGAUUUACGUCUCCCUUCGGAAAGUCUUUGCCUGCUAAACGGGAUAAUCUAAAGAAAAGAGAUGAGAACAAAGGAGAUGAGGACAAAAAAAGAAGGGGACAAAAAAGACCGAUGAGGGGAGAUUCUAAGGAAGCAGCCGAUAUUGAAACUUGA
This is a messenger RNA of Orbilia oligospora ATCC 24927, 1098 nucleotides long. RefSeq lists its product as uncharacterized. Bases 1 to 1098 code for a protein of 365 amino acids. The record is from RefSeq and is a predicted model, not a curated record. The transcript is spliced from 2 exons. Lineage: Eukaryota; Fungi; Ascomycota; Orbiliomycetes; Orbiliales; Orbiliaceae.